AUGGAACGCUUCCUGAGCAUCGUCUUCCCAUGCUGCUUCCCCAACCGGCGCUCCUCUUCCUCAGGCCAGCACAACGAGCGCACACCGCUACUGUACGAUGCGGCGCACACUGCACAUGGGUCUUCGCGCAACUCGAUAUCUGACAGCGGAUUAGCGACGCCCGGGUCGGAUGCGAAGCGGGUCAAGCGCAAACACAAUUCGAUCUUGCCUGCGCCCGCGUACGAUGCGCAUGUCUUGCGAAACAUUCUCGAUGAUUUUAAGGGGAAGCUCAUUGCUGUUGAUGCGAGCGGUGCGACGGGAGGAGGCGAGAAGGGUGCGACUGGGGCUACAGCAGGAUUGUUGCUCGAGAGCGGCGCAGAGGCGGUCGGGCAGGCGGAGGCAGAGGCGGCCAGCGCAUCCACCACCUCGAUAAGCGCCAAACACCUCACUCCAGUACACACGCUCCGGCUCGCUGUCUCUUCCUCACACCCACCCGCCGCAUCGCAAUCAAAACUCGUCGACAUCUGGUCCACUUCACCCCCCUCAUCCACCACCACCUCUUCCAACACGCCCGCGGCUGCACCGUCCAACACAAUCCUCUCCUAUUCGGCUGCAGUCAAACGAGGAUCUGCUGCGGGCAAACCGAAAGGCAAACGCUUCAGCGGCGCGGCGAAAGGGUCUGCGGCGGCGGCGGUGCCGGAAGCAAGCGUCGAGCAGAAGACGUACGAGUCGCUGGCCGAGUUGGCCCGCUCGAAACCGCUGGUGCAUGACUGGGAGUUGGAGGAGGGCGAGGAUGCAAAGGCGUAA
Sporisorium graminicola is the source of this 786-nucleotide messenger RNA. RefSeq lists its product as uncharacterized. The coding region runs from base 1 to 786 and encodes 261 amino acids. The transcript has a single exon. The record is from RefSeq and is a predicted model, not a curated record. Lineage: Eukaryota; Fungi; Basidiomycota; Ustilaginomycetes; Ustilaginales; Ustilaginaceae.